Messenger RNA from Dimorphilus gyrociliatus, 1647 nucleotides. NCBI's taxonomy places the organism in Eukaryota, Metazoa, Annelida, Polychaeta, Dinophilidae. The record is from the annotation of a GenBank genome assembly.
CCUUUUGCGUUUGGUUAUAGCGUGGCAUUUCUUUAAACCUAAGUAAGGCAAUCUUUGAUUCACAAAGAUGGUCAAAGAAGACAAGUCCACUUGGAAGGCUAAUUAUUUUACCCGUAUUAUUCAACUCUUUGAAGAAUUUCCAAAAUGCUUUAUCGUUGGAGCCGACAAUGUCGGAUCAAAACAGAUGCAGUCCAUUCGUACUAAACUCCGUGGAAAGGCUGUGGUUCUUAUGGGAAAGAACACGAUGAUGAGAAAGGCUAUCAGAGGACAUUUGGAAUCCAAUCCUGCUUUGGAAAGACUCCUCCCUCACAUCAAGGGAAAUAUCGGCUUCGUUUUCACUAAUGAAUCAUUGCCUGAUAUUCGUGACAUCAUUUUGGAGCAGAAAGUAGCUGCCCCUGCAAGAGCAGGAGCACUUGCCCCAAAAGAUGUAUUUGUACCUGCACAAAACACAGGUCUUGGUCCAGAAAAAACAUCUUUCUUUCAAGCUCUUCAAAUCGCCACUAAGAUCACCCGUGGUACCAUUGAAAUCUUGAACGAAGUUCAUUUGAUCAAAUUAGAUGAGAGAGUUGGUGCCAGCGAAGCUGCACUAUUAAACAUGUUGAACAUUUCUCCCUUCUCUUAUGGUUUGAAAAUGCUCACAGUUUACGAAGAGGGUUCCAUUUUCGAUCCAUCCAUGUUAGACAUCACGUCUGAGGAAAUUAUGAAUAGAUUCAUGGGUGGUUUACAAAACGUUGCCGCAUUAUCUUUGGCUAUCGACUAUCCCACAAUCGCCUCCGUUCCUCAUUCAAUCAUCUACGGAUUCAAGAAUUUAAUGGCUCUUGCAGCAGUAACUGACAUAGAGUUUGAAGAAGCCAAAAUGGUUUGUUUUAUUUAGUAUUUCUCAUUAUAGAAAUGGAACUCUUGCGUACCAAUAUAUUAGAGUCUUUACAACUCUGAAUUUGAGUUCCACUUGGAUUAGAUGCCGCUGUAGGGCAUAUACAAUUUGAUGAUGAAGCGUUUUUCCGUAUUAUCUAUGAGGAAACACAAACGAAUGUAGCGACAGGCUGUCUGAUUUUAACUUAGAUAUUGAGUAAAAAUUAAAUUGUUUGCAACGCUAACGUUGACUUCUUUUUUACAGCUUAAAGAAUAUUUGGCCGAUCCCUCGAAGUUUGUCGUAGCCGCAGCUCCAGCUGCUGCCUCAACUGAGGCUAAGAAAGAAGAGAAGGUUGAAGAAGAAGAAGAAUCAGAUGAUGACGAUAUGGGAUUGGACUUGUUUGGUUAGAGCUAUACCGUUUUCAAUUUGUAUUCUUACUCUGAAUACAGUUUUGCAAUCCUUGAUUGAAGAAUUGUUGAUAUCAAAUUGAAUUAAUACUCGGCGUGAUGAUUGCGUUACCGCCUUAUACCCGCUUUAAUUUAACAUAAAAUAUUUCAUACUGGUUGACUUACUGGUAUUCGUACCGAAAAAAAUUUACACCAACAGAAUACGUCCUACAUUUCUAAGUUUUUUCAUAUUGUAGCUAUUUGUAUAUUGAGUGAAUUAGAACUCUUCCAAUUUUCCUAUGAUAUAGUAGUCGACAUGUAUAAACUAAACACAGUAAUAGUUCGGAAUUUUUUCUUCAAAAAACUAACUAUUGAUGGAAGUAUUUGAAUAACUAAUAAAUAUUAUCC